Molecule: messenger RNA, 780 nt
Organism: Propithecus coquereli (Coquerel's sifaka)
Lineage: Eukaryota; Metazoa; Chordata; Mammalia; Primates; Indriidae
Gene: ECRG4
Product: chromosome unknown open reading frame, human C2orf40
Exons: 4
Coding region: 102-548 (148 amino acids)
Biological process (GO): G1 to G0 transition; anaphase-promoting complex-dependent catabolic process; central nervous system development
Source: RefSeq, a predicted model, not a curated record
ACUCGCAGCAGCGCCUGCCCGCCUGCGCCCCUCUCCCGCGCUCAGUCCUCCUGCAGCAGCUCGCCGUGUGCCCCUCGCCCUCCUGCCCACCUGCCGCCGCCAUGGCCGCCUCCUCCGCGCGGCCCGCCGUCCUGGCCCUGAUCGGGCUGGCGCUGCUCCUGCUGCUGUGCCUGGGCCCAGGUGGCAUAAGUGGAAAUAAACUCAAGCUAAUGCUUCAAAAACGAGAAGCACCUGCUCCAGCCAAGACUAAAGUGGCUGUCGAUGAGAACAAAGCCAAAGAAUUCCUCGGCAGCCUGAAGCGCCAGAAGCGGCAGCUGUGGGACCGGACCCGGCCCGACGUGCAGCAGUGGUACCAGCAGUUCCUCUACAUGGGCUUCGACGAAGCGAAAUUUGAAGAUGACAUCACCUAUUGGCUUAAUAGAGAUCGAAAUGGGCACGAGUACUACGGUGAUUACUACCAACGUCACUACGAUGAAGACUCUGCGAUUGGUCCCCGGAGCCCCUACUCCUUUAGGCACGGAGCCAGCGUCAACUACGACGACUACUAACCAUGACGUGCCACACAGUGCACGAGAAACCAACAGUGAUUCUCUUCAUGUGUCUCCUAAAGGCUCAUACUACUUGGUUUCUGUUUUGCUUUAUUUCAGGUCUUUUCGACCUACUUUGUGUGACCAGCGAGUUAAAGCAAGGCAUGUAAAUGCCUUUUUGAUAUUUCAUACAGGUAUAUCUAACAAUGUAUCUCAGUAAGAAAUAGAAAUAAAGCAUUUUGUUAAAAAGAAA